This is a messenger RNA of Misgurnus anguillicaudatus (oriental weatherfish), 1730 nucleotides long. RefSeq lists its product as uncharacterized. The record is from RefSeq and is a predicted model, not a curated record. Lineage: Eukaryota; Metazoa; Chordata; Actinopteri; Cypriniformes; Cobitidae.
AUGACUCUAAGAGCCAGUUCUCAUGGAGAGUUUCAGACUCUCACUUCAUUGAAGAGUGUGGGUUCAGACAGCGGCAUCUUUAAAUCCUUUUCUCACAGCAGCAACAAUAUAGGCAACAGGUUUGAGAGCAUUGAGGAGAUUAAAGGAGUUUCAGGAGUUUCGAAGCCCACACAUCCUCCACGAAGGCCCGUGCGUGCGGUCAGACCUGUCAGUGCACUGAGUGCUAGCGGAUCUUUCCUACAAAUCAACCACCUGCAGGGGGAGCUGGUGAGGAAGAGGAAGGAAUGUGAAGACCUGAAAAAGGAGAACAAAUACUUGUCCAACGAAAUACACAUGGAAAGGAUCAUGAUGAGAACAGAGAACGAGCUCACCAUGAGGAACCUCAAGAACCUCAACCAGGACCUCCAGGCGCAAGUUAAAGAGCUGAAACAAAAGUUGCAUCUCAGCCAGCAGAGGGCGACACUUUGCUCCAGGGCGGCUGAGGAUGCUGACAGGGCUCGAGCAGAGGCCGAUAAGAGCAGGGCUCUAGCAGAGGUCCGGGCUCUGGACAGCAAACAGGAGAAAGAACUUGUGACAUCCGACAAAACACGGCUUAGUGAAGAACUACAACAGCUAAAGAAAGAGCACACCAAUGUCCAGAUGCUUUUAACGCAAACUGAAAAGAACUACUUUGAGACCAAGAUUAAACUAGACAGAAUAUCAGGUGAUAAACAGGUUCUUCUGGAAGAAAACAGAGUACUGGAAGAUGAAAGAAACACAUUACGGCACAAACUGAAGGAGCUGACGGAGGAAAAUGUGAAGAUAAUGGAAAAGGAGGUGAACUCCAGACGCAGAGCUCUGCUCGCUGAGGAACAAUGUGAGAGAGCCAAUAAAGCCCAGCAAGAUGCCGAGCAGGAACGAAAACUUGCAGAGCGAGAGAGAGAAGAUCGCACCAGAGAGUGUCUUUCUUGGAGAGAGAAACACCAGAAUUUGGCUGAAAUCAUCAGAGCCCAGGAAGAACUCAAGUCUCAGAGGCAGACAAAAGCCUGCCAAGCUAAUAUCAAGAGCUACUUCCUAUGCAUGACUGAGAGCGACCAGAGGGUUAAGAUUCUCAAAAAUCAAGAUGGCACGCCAAGAAACUUCUCUGAAGGAGACCCUGUGUACAUUUCCAAACCUGAUCUCAGCAGUGAGGAUUCGGACAGGAGCUCAGGAAGAACCAUGUUAAGGGUUGCUGCACCUCGAGUUGGAAGGGACACUGGACCGACCCACUUUAGUGAGCUGUCACCAAUGGCAGAUUCCCAUGAUUCUGGUUUUUCAAGGAGAAACAGAAAAGUGGUUGAAUAUUUUUGGAUCCCCACAGAUGAGGAAUAAUUAAUAAAUAGGACAUAUAAUUUAAACUCUUAAAUGAAUGCGUAUAAAUAAAUAAAAAACAUCUUGUAUCUUAAGGAACACAUCUGUGUAAUUUUUGGAACAACACACUUUGUGUUGUUUUAACACAUCUUGUGUUGUCAUUUUAAUUUAUUUGAACAUAAAAUCAACAUGAAAUGACACAUAAUGUGUUAGAUUAACACAUCUUAAAUAGGAUAACACAAAACAAAACGUGUUAAAAUUAAUAUCCUUUCUUAGAGUGUAGACAAAAUUCGCCAAGUUGUAAAGUUGCAGUCUUCUAUGUUAUAUUUGCUCUGCAUUCAAAGUCUUUCUCAGUUCUUUUUCAUUUAAUAUAAUACAAAAAUGUAUUGCAUCUCUUAUGU